Molecule: messenger RNA, 1113 nt
Organism: Zingiber officinale
Lineage: Eukaryota; Viridiplantae; Streptophyta; Magnoliopsida; Zingiberales; Zingiberaceae
Exons: 3
Coding region: 57-596 (179 amino acids)
Source: RefSeq, a predicted model, not a curated record
CAUGCACACACGUUCUAUACCAUACCAUCUAUCCAUCCGUCCAUCCUCGUCAUCAAAUGGUCCGUUACUAUAAGAACGACAACCGACCGUUUAAAUGGCUGUGGGAAAUGGCUGCCUUCAUGGAGAAGAAAAGGCCGAGCGAGGAGGAAGACGAAGACGCCGUGGCAGCGGCGGUGGCGGAGGAGGAUGCGAAGGGAUGGUCCUACCGGAGGUGGCGCGGCCGGGGCGGUUGCGGCGGCGGAGUGACGCUGGAAGGAUUCGUCUUGGGCGCGGCGGGGAACGGCGAGGGAGGGAAGACGAGGAGGAGCCUGACGGACGAGGACCUGGAGGAGCUCAAAGGGUGCCUCGACCUGGGGUUCGGGUUCAGCUACGAGGAGAUCCCCGAGCUCCGCAACACCCUCCCGGCGCUGGAGCUCUGCUACUCCAUGAGCCAGAUGUUACGCCUCGACGAUCCGAACCAACAGAUGUCUUCGGAGAAUUCCCCUCUUCUCGCCCAUUGGAGGAUCUCCAGCCCUGGAGACGAUCCAGAUGAAGUUAAAGCAAGACUCAAGUAUUGGGCACAAACAGUAGCAUGUACUCUACGGUUAUGCAGCUGAAGUUGUGCCUAUCCUUUAAAGUUCAUCUACAUCCAGAAGAAGCAAGAUCCAUGCAAUCCGCUGUAAGAGCUAUCCUCUAGUGUUUACAAUCAAUGCUGAAGAUGGCAACUAAAGUCCCUUCACAAUAAACAGAGACGAAUAAAGUAAUGGUUCAUUAUAACCUUUGAGGAAGAAUAACUCUACAAGUUCAUGUACUAUACAUGCCGAAUAAAUGAUUCUUCUUCUUAUAAAUGCUGUCCAUGUACCUAAGUGGUGAUCCAUUGGUAAUUUGUGUUCAUGUUGAUGAAUCUGUAGACUAGUUUUGGUUCAUGGUCUUGUUUUUAUCAUGGCUAUCAUAGUUCAGUUAGCAGGUGCCUGAACUCUGAAGCUCGGGAACUCCCAAUUCUAUACUGGCCGGGAUCUAGAAGGAAAGCCACUGGGUUAAUUUCUUUUCCCAGAUCUUCCUCAGGAAAACUUGAUACUCCUCAGCGACUAAGGAAACAGUAUCAUUGCAGAUUCAAGCUUCUGGUUGGCAUUA